Molecule: messenger RNA, 2484 nt
Organism: Bipolaris sorokiniana ND90Pr
Lineage: Eukaryota; Fungi; Ascomycota; Dothideomycetes; Pleosporales; Pleosporaceae
Exons: 3
Coding region: 47-2413 (788 amino acids)
Biological process (GO): carbohydrate phosphorylation; N-glycan processing to lysosome
Cellular component (GO): Golgi apparatus
Molecular function (GO): UDP-N-acetylglucosamine-lysosomal-enzyme N-acetylglucosaminephosphotransferase activity
Source: RefSeq, a predicted model, not a curated record
CUAUGUUCGUCACCUUGUGUUACUCCUUUUAGUUAUUUAGCGCGUCAUGAUUGGCCGCAGCAAUGCGCUUUACAGGUCACGCCGUUCUUUCCGCCGGUACAUUUGGGCCUUGAUUAUUGUCUUUGUUUUUUGUCUCUGGAAUUCUAGCACAGUCACUUGGAGGAAAUCGGCAAAUUCAGAAGCCGACUUGGAGCCCUCCACUUCAAACCCAUCGCCGGAAACUGUCGAGGCGAUAAUCGAAGCAGAGUCGCCUCGCGCUGGGCGGAUCAAUGUCCGCCAUUCGCACUCUAACCUAGAGCGGAUCUGGAACGCUGAAGCUCCUCACAUCGUUCUUUCACCCCAUUCUGAUACUCAGCCUCGUACCAUUCACAACCACAAUGUUGGAUCCUCAGUGGGGGGCGGCUCUAUGCUGACCACUGAUGAUGACACCGAAAAUCACGAUCUAGACGGUAUUGAGAAAAUCGAAGAGCAUCGGAACGAAGGCGGUAUAGAGCAUGCUACAAAAUUAAGCCACCCUGACGAUGACGGUAAUGCUGGAUUCGAGUCUGGAGAUAUCGCAUCUAACGAAAAUGCUCAAAUUCCGAUUAUAGACGCAAAGGCCAAGGACGACGCUGAUGAUUUAGCUCAGUCUCAGGAUAUCAAUGAGAGCCAGGCACCCGUUGAAAAAUUGGAAACCCAGACACCAUGGUCAGAGCAUUACGAGUUUCCUAGCUGGGACCAAUGCGAAGAACUCAAAGAAAAGGCCGAAGGGCUUCCAGACCUCUACCAUGUCCCUUUUGAAGUCUCCGUGAAGGAUGUGGUCCUCGAAGGUUGGGAGGAUGAAUGGAUUUCGAAGGCGCGUUACUCAGGCCCGAAACUUGACGAGCCUAGGAUUGAUUUUGUGUAUACAUGGGUAAAUGGAUCACAGCAAGAGUUGGUCGAGACUAUGAAGCCUUAUGAACUAAAUUCCUCACUAAACGACGCGGAUGGAGUCUGGAUUGGAUCGCAUGGCUCCAACAGAUAUCGCGAGUGGGACGAGCUCCGUUACUCCAUGCGCAGUGUCGAGAAAUACGCUGGUCAUUUCACGAACCGAAUCCAGAUUCUCGUAAAUGCGUUCAAGAAUGCCAAGACGGAUGAUUCAUCGCCAACUACGUAUGGUAAGCAAUGGCCUCACUGGUUGAGGUCUGGUAUAGAAAAAGUUCAGGUCCUUAGUCAGGAAGAAUUUUUUGGAUCCGAGGAACGCAAAUGUUUGCCGAGUUUUGAUUCUCUCACUAUCGAGAACCAACUCUACAACACCAAGUCCGAAGUGGAUAGACUGUUUGCGCUCUCUGACGAUAUGAUUCUGGGCAAGCCCCAUUCAGCGUCCGAUAUAUAUUCGCCACUAUUCGGCCCUACUCUUGGUUUCAAGACCAAUGCAUACAACACAUUACAGCCUCCUACAGAGAAAGACGCCGAACGCUUUGGAGAAAAGCCCUUUUUAAUCUACACGUCCUGGCUUCUAAACCGUCGGUUUGGUGCCCGCAAGCGCAAGGGUCAAGUGCACUUCGGUCACUCUCUCUCUCGGAGCAUCGCGAGAGAGGCAAUCACUAGCUUUCCUAGGCCAGCUUUGAGAAGUGCAUAUCAACGGUUCCGAGGUGAGACUGGCUUUCAACUCUACUCGUGGUAUAUCAUCUUCCAUUACACCAUGGAGAGACACCGAGAGGCACUGCUUUGGAGCUACAUUAUGAUGCGAAGCGACAGCAACAAUGAUGGCUACUUAGACUGGAAUGAGCGUCAGAAUGUCAUGAAUGAUCUAGCAGAGGGUUUGAGUAAUGAACCCCCAGAGACAUUUCGACGCCGCAUGUACUACCACGUCCAGGACUAUCUUGAACAAGCUGGACUUAAACCCCCAGUUGUGAACAAUGAUAUCCUCUGGACAUCUCUGGACGGACCGAUAAUGACCAAGGAUUUGGACUGCGAUGCAUUUGAUACGGAAGAUUGUUUGGCACCGGGAUUUUCCAUAUCAUCCAGCGAUGCUGAAGCACGCAGCCCCAUAUUUUCUACAGCAACAAUAUUCGAUCGAGUCACACGUGAGUCGCCACGCUGUGGCGAUUGCCUGAUCAAACUAGUUCUAAACCGGCAACGAGCCGGGCUGGAGCCUCUUCUACCUCACCCUGUUCAAAAGGCCAAACAGCGGGAGACUGUGAUUAAAGCACUGAUCAAAUUCCAGUACACGGUUGUCAAUCCAGAUGCCAUGUUCUAUAUGAUCACAGAUGCGGAGCAAGCGGAGCAUGUUUUGCUGAGGCCAUAUCUCAAGCAAAACAAGAAGGCUGGCCAAAUCUGUUUGAACGAUGAUGUUGUCACUUCCAACAAACAUGAUUUGGAACAGCUGAAGACAGUGAUGAACACAUUUUUCAAUGGUAUAUUACCAGAAGUCUCUAGCUACGAGGUGUAGUUUGCACACGUCUUUUUCUUUUUGUAAAAUACCAAAAUAGUACAACAAUAGAUUUUCUUCGGUUUCUGCAA